GAUUCUUCACUGCUUAUCUCCUGGGCCACUUACCUGACCCAUCUUCACACUUGCUUAUCUCAGCUACUGUCUUGACAGCAUGGAUGUAGUGGAAGAUGACUUGUCUCUGCUGACGUCUCUGCUGGAGGAGAACGAGGCAGCCUUGCCUCCUAGUUCAGAAGAGAGUGGCUCCUUGCCUCUGGAAGACGGGCAACCGGAUGAAUUCGAUGAGCUCUUUGAUGCUGAUGGCGAUGGCGAGUCUUACACAGAAGAGGCUGACAGUGCAGAGGAGGGAAAGACAGAAAACCAGGGAGAAAACCUGGCCACCCUAUUCGGUGAUGUAGGGGAUUUAACAGACGACGAAUUCCCUUCCUUGCAAGUUGAAAACAGCACCCUCCCAGCUUCUGCUCCCAGCCAAGAAAAAACCAACCAGGAGUUGCAAGAUGAAUUAAAGAAGUUGCAGGAACAAAUGAAAGCCUUACAGGAGCAGCUAAAAGCAGCAUCAAUUAAACAGCCUCCAGGUGCAUCUCUGCAGCCCCCUCUUAAGGAGAAGAAAGUUCGGCGAAUUCAGGAGUCAGCAUGUUUCUCCGCAGAGCUUGAUGUCCCUGCUUUACCCAGAGCCAGGCGGGUGGCCCGGACGCCAAAGACUCCUGCAGAGUCAUCCUCAAGGACAAGUGCGCCCUCCCAGCCACUACAGCUUAUUUCCAAUUUUCCAGAGCCUAAAAGCUCCUCUUCAAGGUCGACGAGUGCACCCUCACCACAAGCUGUUCCUGGAGACAAACCCAGUGGGAUGACUAGAAAUCAGAGCACAGGGACCCCUGGGAAUGCCGGGGAACAGGCUCCCCAGGCUCCCCAGGUCUCUGUGGAAGCCUUCUCAGGCCUGCGCCUCAGGCGACCUCGAGUAUCCUCCACAGAAAUGAACAGGAAAAUGACAGGCCGGAAACUGAUCAGACUGUCUCAGAUCAAGGAGAAGAUGGCAACCGAGAAUCUGGAGGAAACAGACUGGGUGACAUUUGGGGUUAUCCUGAGGAAGGCCACUCCACAGAGCACUAACAGCGGGAAAACAUUUAGCAUCUGGAAACUGAACGACCUUCGUGACCUGACGCGGUGUGUGUCCUUGUUCUUGUUUGGAGGAGUUCACAAAGAUCUGUGGAAGACAGAGCAAGGGACUGUCAUCGGGCUGCUCAACGCGAACCCCAUGAAGCCCAAAGACGGCUCCGAGGAGGUGUGCUUGUGUAUCGAUCAUCCUCAGAAAGUCUUAAUUAUGGGAGAAGCUAUGGACCUGGGAACCUGCAAAGCCAAAAAGAAGAAUGGAGAGCUGUGUACACAGAUUGUUAAUUUGCAUGACUGUGAAUACUGCCAGUAUCACAUCCAGGCCCAGUACAAGAAGCUUAGCGCAAAGCGGUCUGACCUGCAGUCCACUUUCUCCGGGGGACGGAUUCCAAAGAAAUUCCGCAAAGGCAGCAGCCUGAAAGAGCGCCUGUGCCAAGAUGGCUUCUACUAUGGCGGGGUUUCUUCUCAAUCCUUCGCGGCGUCCAUGGCAGCAGCUGUUGCUCCAAAGAAGAAGAUUCAAACCACUUUGACUAAUCUGGUUGUGAAGGGUGCAAACUCCAUCGUCCAGGAAGCAAAACAAAAACUUGGAAUCCCCCAGAAGAGCUUGUCCUGUUCCGAGGAGUUUAGGGAUUUGAUGGCUCUGCCCACAUUUGGAGCCAGAAACUUGAAGCAUUUAGCCAAAGCCAAGGCUUCAGGCAUAAUGGGGAGCCCAGCGUGUGCCAUCCAGUCUAUCUCGGCAUCCGCCCUAUUAAAGCAGCAGAAACAGCAGAUGCUGGAAAUGCGGAAGCGGAAAUCAGAGGAAAUACAGAACCGCUUCCUCCAGAGCUCAAGUGACGUCCAGAGCCCAGCGGCGCCGAGCUCCUCUCCACAGGCUGCUGCCCAGUCUCCUCAAACCGGGGCUGAGUUCCCCAGGUUGGAACGAGCCAAUACCCCCCGGAUGCCUAAGCUUGGUAGAGGCGUCUCAGAAGGGGAUGACGUUCUCUUUUUUGAUGAAUCACCACCACCAAGACCAAAACUGAGCGCGGCAGCAGAAACUAAAAAGUUAGCUGCUAUUGCAAAAUUAAGGGCAAAAGGCCAGAUUCUUACAAAAACCGAUCCAAACAAUAUUGUAAGGAAGCAGAUGGACCCCCGAGACGUGCUGGAAGUGAAGGAGCGUGCUGAGAAGAGCAACACAGUUUCUCCUGAAGACGAGCAGGAGCCUGCCAGGAAAAAAAGGAGAGAGCAACUGGCAUACUUGGAAUCAGAGGAAUUUCAAAAAAUUCUACAAGCAAAGUCCAAGCACACAGACAUCCUGAAAGAGGCCGAGGCUGAGCUACAAAAAUCCUAUUUUGAGCCACUGGUGAAAAAGGAACAAAUGGAAGAAAAAAUGAGAAGCAUUAGAGAAGUGAAAUGCCGAGUUGUGACAUGCAGGACGUGCACCUACACGCACUUCAAGCCUCUAGAGACCUGCGUCAGCGAACAGCACAGCCUCCAUUGGCAUGACGGCGUGAAGAGGUUUUUUAAAUGUCCUUGUGGAAACAGAGCUAUCUCCCUUCACAGGCUCCCAAAUAAGCACUGCAGUAACUGUGGCCUCUACAAAUGGGAGCGGGAUGGCAUGCUAAAGGAGAAGACUGGUCCAAAGAUAGGAGGAGAAACCCUGUUGCCAAGAGGAGAGGAGCACGCCAAGUUUCUGAACAGCCUUAAAUGACCCUCUCUUUAGACAUCUUCUCACAACCGCCUUGCUUCUGUGGCUCUGAGAAGCAAGAGACUGGCUCUGCGUCAUCCUUUGCCCUCGUUGGCACCACGAGAAGACGUGCUUGAUAAACACACUGCCCACUCACUUCGCUCUGUGCUGGUUUGCCGCCAUAUUUAACUUUGACAUGCACCUGAGAAAUGAGGGCACUGUGGCUUUCCCUCAUGUUACACAUGCCUGCCUUACAGCAGACACAGAUUGUUGACCCGAAACUGAAAGGAGACCCCAG
This is a messenger RNA of Acomys russatus (golden spiny mouse), 2993 nucleotides long. RefSeq names its product minichromosome maintenance 10 replication initiation factor (gene Mcm10). The record is from RefSeq and is a predicted model, not a curated record. Gene Ontology annotation, cellular component: replication fork protection complex; nucleus. The transcript is spliced from 19 exons. NCBI's taxonomy places the organism in Eukaryota, Metazoa, Chordata, Mammalia, Rodentia, Muridae. Gene Ontology annotation, molecular function: DNA replication origin binding; single-stranded DNA binding. Gene Ontology annotation, biological process: DNA replication; DNA replication initiation. Bases 80 to 2719 code for a protein of 879 amino acids.